This is a messenger RNA of Neogale vison (American mink), 1810 nucleotides long. RefSeq names its product E2F transcription factor 1 (gene E2F1). The coding region runs from base 16 to 1317 and encodes 433 amino acids. Gene Ontology annotation, cellular component: Rb-E2F complex. Gene Ontology annotation, biological process: G1/S transition of mitotic cell cycle; regulation of transcription by RNA polymerase II. The transcript has 7 exons. Gene Ontology annotation, molecular function: protein dimerization activity; DNA-binding transcription factor activity, RNA polymerase II-specific; RNA polymerase II cis-regulatory region sequence-specific DNA binding. The record is from RefSeq and is a predicted model, not a curated record. Lineage: Eukaryota; Metazoa; Chordata; Mammalia; Carnivora; Mustelidae.
CGGGCCGUGAGCGCCAUGGCCGUGGCCGGGGCCCCCGCAGGCGGCCCAUGCGCGCCGGCGCUGGAGGCCCUGCUCGGGGCCGGCGCGCUGCGGCUGCUCGACUCCUCGCAGAUCGUCAUCAUCUCCACCGCGCAGGACGCCAGCGCCCCGCCGGCCCCCGCCGCGCCAGCUGCCGGCCCCCGCGACCCCGACCUGCUGCUCUUCGCCACGCCACAGGCGCCCCGGCCCACACCCAGCGCGCCGCGCCCUGCGCUCGGCCGCCCGCCGGUAAAGCGGAGGUUGGACCUGGAAACAGACCAUCAGUACCUGGCUGAGAGCAGCGGGCCGGCCCGGGGCAGAGGUCGCCACCCAGGAAAAGGUGUGAAAUCCCCAGGGGAGAAGUCACGCUAUGAGACCUCGCUGAAUCUGACCACGAAGCGCUUCCUGGAGCUGCUGAGCCGCUCAGCUGAUGGCGUUGUUGAUCUGAACUGGGCAGCCGAGGUGCUGAAGGUGCAGAAACGGCGCAUCUAUGACAUCACCAAUGUCCUCGAGGGCAUCCAGCUCAUUGCCAAGAAGUCCAAGAACCACAUCCAGUGGCUAGGCAGCCACGCGGCAGUGGGGAUCGGCGGGCGGCUGGAAGGCCUGACCCAGGACCUGCGGCAGCUCCAGGAGAGCGAGCGACAGCUGGACCACCUGAUCCAUCUCUGCACCACCCAACUGAGGCUGCUCUCUGAGGACGCCGACAGCCAGCGCCUGGCCUACGUGACCUGCCAGGACCUUCGUAGUAUUGCAGACCCUGCAGAGCAGAUGGUCAUGGUGAUCAAGGCCCCUCCCGAGACCCAGCUCCAAGCCGUAGACUCCUCCGAGACCUUUCAGAUCUCCCUUAAGAGCAAACAAGGCCCCAUUGACGUUUUCCUGUGCCCUGAGGAGAGUGCAGGCGGGAUCAGCCCUGGGAAGACCCCAUCCCAGGGGACAGCUUCCGGGGAGGAGGACAGGGCAGUUGACCCUGCCACCACAGUGCCACCGCCAUCAUCUCCCCCCUCGUCCCCUGCUGCGGAUCCCAGCCAGUCCCUGCUCAGCCUGGAGCAAGAACCUCUGCUUUCCCGGAUGGGCGGCCUGCGGGCCCCUGUGGACGAGGACCGCCUGUCCCCGCUGGUGGCGGCCGACUCGCUCCUGGAACAUGUGCGGGAGGACUUCUCCGGCUUCCUCCCUGAGGAGUUCAUCAGCCUGUCCCCCCCCCAUGAGGCCCUCGACUACCACUUUGGCCUUGAGGAGGGUGAGGGCAUCAGAGACCUCUUCGACUGUGACUUUGGGGACCUUACUCCUCUGGAUUUCUGACGGGGCUCGGGGGGACCAGGGCCUCCGGAGAUGCCCACCCUGUCUUUGCAGUCCUGGAGCCCCCUGCCCCUGGCCGUCCUCCCAGCCCGAUUGGAAACGUUUAAUUUAUACCCCUCUCCCCUAUCUCCAGAAGCUUCUAGCUCUGGAGUCUGGCUACUGCCAGGAGGCUGAGCAAGCCAGGAAGGGAAGGAUUCUGUUUGUGGUGUGUAUGUGCAUGCACCUGGCACCCAACAUGUGUGUCCACGGGGUGAGUGGUGUGUGAGCAUGUGUGUGUGCAUGUACCGGGGAAUGAAGGUGAACACAUCUGUGCGUGCACUGAAAACACGCCCCAGUGUGUCCACGUGUGUGUGCAUGAGUCCAUGUGUGCGCAUGGUGGGGGCUCUAACUGCACUUUUGGUCUCCUUGCUCCAGGGGCCCCACGAGGCCCAGGGUGGCCACCUGCCCCCAGAAACCUGCGUGCUGACCAGGCCAGGUGGCGAGGCCUUGGCUUGCU